Seriola aureovittata is the source of this 1953-nucleotide messenger RNA. Its product is annotated as sodium- and chloride-dependent neutral and basic amino acid transporter B(0+)-like. Gene Ontology annotation, biological process: sodium ion transmembrane transport. Gene Ontology annotation, cellular component: membrane. NCBI's taxonomy places the organism in Eukaryota, Metazoa, Chordata, Actinopteri, Carangiformes, Carangidae. The coding region runs from base 1 to 1953 and encodes 650 amino acids. The transcript is spliced from 16 exons. The record is from RefSeq and is a predicted model, not a curated record. Gene Ontology annotation, molecular function: L-proline transmembrane transporter activity.
AUGUCCAAGGACUCUGCUAUUCUUUCUGAUCCGCAGGGCUCCCGCGUGGCUGAUGGUGAUGAGAAUACUGGGCGUGGAAACUGGACCAACAAGAGAGAAUAUAUCCUCUCUAUGAUCGGCUAUGCUAUUGGCCUGGGAAAUAUCUGGAGAUUUCCAUAUAUAGCCUAUAAGAAUGGAGGAGGUGCAUUUCUCAUUCCUUAUUUCGUGACAUUGUUUCUCUGCGGAAUCCCUUUUUUCUUCCUGGAAAACGCCAUCGGUCAGUUCUGCAGCCAAGGUCCAAUCAACAUGUGGCGAGCAGUGCCGAUACUGCAAGGUGUCGGCUUUUCCAUGGUUGCGAUGAACACAUUUGUGUCAAUUUAUUAUAACGUUAUCGUCGCCUACAGCCUGUACUACAUGUUCGCCUCCUUCCAGUUUCCUCUGCCGUGGUCCAGCUGCUUCAGUAACUGCAGCACGAUGUCAAUAGUGUCUUGUAGUGUAAAUGGUGUUUUAGUGGCCAACUGGACUCAGGAAAACACUACUUGUCCUUCAUCUGACAUGAUCACAGCUUCUGUGCGGAGUCCAAGUGAACAGUACUGGGAUCUCGUGGCUCUGCAGAGAUCCAGUGGUCUAGAUGAAACAGGACCAAUAGUUUGGCACUUGGCCCUCUGUCUGCUGCUGAGCUCCAUACUUGUUUCUGCAGCGCUCAUCAGAGGCAUCAAGUCAUCGGGAAAAGUUGUGUAUUUCACAGCUACGUUACCGUAUGUGGUGAUUUUGAUCCUGCUGAUCAGAGGUGUGACACUGGAGGGAGCGCAAGAUGGGAUCGAGUUCUACAUUGGUUCACAAUCCAAUUUGACUAAACUAACGGAAGCACAGGUCUGGAAAGAUGCAGCGACUCAGACUUUUUUUUCCCUGUCCAUUGCAUGGGGUGGUAUUGGGACCCUUGCUUCCUAUAACAACUUCCACAACAACAUGUUUCUGGAUUCAGUUGUUAUAACCCUCAUUAACCAUGGCAGCAGUGUGUUUGCAGGCUUUGCCAUUUUUUCAAUUUUGGGUCAUAUGGCUCACAUCUAUGGAAAGCCAGUUGGAAAAGUGGUGAAGGAAGGGUUUGGACUGGCAUUCAUUGCAUAUCCAGAGGCUCUGGCUAAGCUUCCUGUUUCCCCUCUGUGGUCUGUCCUGUUCUUUUUAAUGCUUUUCAUAGUUGGCCUGGACACUCAGUUUACACAAAUAGAGGUGAUAACCACCUGCUUGUUUGACGCCUUCCCUGAAAUCUUCAAAUCCAAACGGGCCGUACUGACUAUAGGGACAUGUGUCAUCGUCUUCCUCUUGGGCCUACCAUGUGUCACAAGGGCAGGAAUAUACUGGGUAACUCUAAUCGACCAGUUUGCUGCCAGCUGGAUGAUGCUUAUUGUGGCUUUCAUAGAGGUCAUUGGCCUCUGCUACAUAUACGGAGGGAACCGUUUUAUUGAAGACAUUGAGAUGAUGAUUGGAAAUAAAAGCUUCUGCUUCUGGCUGUGGUGGAGAGCAUGUUGGUUCUUCAUCAGUCCCUGCAUCAUUCUGGUGAUAUUGUUCUGGUCUCUGAUAAACUUUGCCCCCCCCACCUAUGGACAAGUCCACUAUCCAGCCUGGGGCUUGGCUCUGGGUUGGUGCAUGGUUGCAGCCAUCCUCAUCUGGAUCCCUGUUGUCGCUGGUUACAAGCUGAUAAAAGCAGAGGGAAGCCUCUGGAAGCGUCUGAAGUUUUUGUGCUCUCCUUCAGAGGAUUGGCAUCCCUACCUGGACAUCCAUCGAGGAGAACGCUACUCAAAAGAACGCUGCCACACGUUUAACUGUAAUGUGGCAGGCUUGUCCUUGAGUCCUUCAGUGUUCCCAUGUCCAGCCGGGGAACAGUCCACCUGUGAACAGAAUUCAAAUGCUGAGACAGGGAAGGGAUGCUGUGCCAGUUUCACACGCAACCUGUUAGGAUAUCAUGUGCCAUAA